Molecule: messenger RNA, 3664 nt
Organism: Syngnathoides biaculeatus (alligator pipefish)
Lineage: Eukaryota; Metazoa; Chordata; Actinopteri; Syngnathiformes; Syngnathidae
Gene: prozb
Product: protein Z, vitamin K-dependent plasma glycoprotein b
Exons: 8
Coding region: 228-1622 (464 amino acids)
Biological process (GO): blood coagulation; proteolysis
Cellular component (GO): extracellular region
Molecular function (GO): calcium ion binding; serine-type endopeptidase activity
Source: RefSeq, a predicted model, not a curated record
UACAAACAAGCAGAGCUGCUGUUUGUUUUUUGAGGCUGGAGUCCAAGAACACAAAGUUUCCCAAUAAACUGAACUUGAUGUCAACAUUUGAACUCGUGAUGGAGGCAGGCAAACAUUCAGGAGGGGACCCUGAGACUCACCAAUGUCACGAAGGACCACGUGUUGCUCAGAGUUGUGCGAGUGCACGGCGACCGGGAUGUGACGACACUCGUUGACCACUUAGUGUCAUGGCGCUACCAGGAAUGUGUCUCCUCUUGUUCACCUCGCUUGCAUGGGUCCUCCAGGUCCUUGGCAAAGCGGACGUGUUUGUGAAGUUGCCACAUGCACAGAACAUUUUCCUGCGUUCCAAACGAGCCAACCACUUCCUGGUGGAAGAGAUACUGCAGGGCAACCUGGAGAGGGAAUGUUACGAGGAGCGCUGCACUUUUGAAGAGGCCAGAGAGUACUUUGAAGACAAUGAAAAGACGGACCAGUUCUGGAACUCUUAUGACGACGGAAACCACUGCAAGCCCAACCCCUGUCUUAACGAUGGGAACUGCACAAACAAGGCGGGUGGUUUCCACUGCUCUUGCUCGCCUCCCCACCAUGGAAUCAUAUGCCAAUUAGGAGCCCAGGUAGACAUCAACAGCCAGGAAGAUGAAGGGGAGCUGCUUAAAGCAUCACGGCUGGCAGCAGGAAGGUUCCCGUGUCCCACCGAAGGCCCAAAUGUGUGCCACCAGUUGUGUACGGCGACCUUCUCCACCUACACGUGCUCCUGCGUGGCAGGAUUCAAACUGCACGAUGACAAACGAAGCUGCUUGCCCAAAGUGGAGUUUCCCUGCGGAAGACUUCCUGGCUCCUCCCAGACGGCAUCGUGUCACCAUGGCAACUGUCCUUGGCAGGCAUUGCUGCUGGGAAGCGAAGGGACAGCGGUCUGUGCCGGUGUUUUGUUGGGUCCGCGCACUGUCCUGACUGCUUCCAGCUGUCUCCUUCGAGAGCCCGACCCCCAACCUUCCAAUUUUUUCGUUGUUGCAGGUACGAGGGAUACAACAGUGUCGGUCAAGGCUUUCUUUAUUCACAAACGUUACGUUCCAAAUCACCAUGACUACGAUCUGGCCCUUUUGGAGUUGAGCAGCCCCCUUCCCCUUGGCCCCACCCUCCACCACCUCUGUCUGCCCACCAAAGAUUUCAGUGAAAACAUCUUGAUGAAUUCUGGCAAGGUUGGGGUUGCGGCGAGCAUGAACCAAUACCUGGACCACAAUCUUGUCUACAUGAGUUUGGACGAGUGUCGCGGCCAGCUCAAGAUUUCGUUCCCGCUCAGCAAUAAAAUGUUCUGCGUGGCAGGAUGGACUGGAAAAACAGUGAUGCACAGUCAAAGUUCAAUGCAGGACACUACCAAUGGAUCCAAUACUGAGAGAAGUUCAGCCACGUGGGAAUGUGGCGGUCUACCAACCGCUAUGCCCCUCGCCACGGUGGAGAAAGGGACGGCAUUUCUCACAGGCCUGCUCCUUGUGCCACCAAAAGGCUGUCAGGGGGAUGGGCUGGUUUUUACCAAAGUGUCCCGACACCUGGUCUGGAUCAGACAGCAUCUAGCCGUCAUUGAGUCACACGAGCGCCCGACCCAACAAUCAAAAAGAAACUAAACUGAGACUGAUGAGUGACCCGCUCGGCUUCAGAUGUCACACAUUCAGCCUACAAAGAUGUUGUCCUCGCCACAUAACCUCGGAAAUCAGUUAGUUGAGAAUCGGGCAACGUUGUAGCUCUGGCUUCCCUGGAAGGGCCGUUAUCAAUAAUGUAGAAUCAUGUACAGCUAAAUGCCAAUUUGACGAAUAACAAGUUUUGAAAUCAGAGGUCAAGGAAAACAGUUUGUUCGUGUACUGGUCAAUGCAAAGGUACUUGCUUGAAACAGCUCAGUCAUUAAAAAUAGUAACAAUUUGCAAUGCUGGUAUAGAUUUGCUCAUGUGACAUUAAGUAGACAUGAUUUGAUUUGCUUUAGUGGGCCACAUGAGACGAUAUUUUACAUCUGGGGUCUAGAGCAGAGUUUCCCAUUGUUUAGUGAGACAAAGAAUCUAUUUUUCCUGAUAAAACUCAGAUGAUACACCACCAGAGAAAAUGCCGAAAAGAACUCUGAAAUAAUCAUCUCAUCUCAAUUAACUCACAAAUGUAAUUACUGUACAGAGUUCCCUCGUUAUUCGAGUGGGUUGACGAAAAUCCUCUUAAAAAAAAAAAAAAAAAAAAUCACACCACUGCAAACAGAAUAGCAUAUCCACCCUAUAAUAACAAAAAUGACUUAAUAAAUUUGACACAAAACGUGCACUUUAAAUAUUAUUUACAUCCUUCAGGUAUCCUUAACGCGCUCCCACUGGGCAUAGAGAAUUUAAAUAGCGUUUAUAGUGCAUGAUUUAUGUCAAUUAUUCUUCAGUCAUUGUUGUAUUUGUUUUAUUAUUUGCUUGUUCUGCUAUUCUGUUUGCUGUGGUAUGAUCGUUUUAGUUUCGAUGUGACACCGUGAGUGUGAACAACAUCUUGAGUUACUUGCCUACACUGUAAGUGUGUGGGGCAAUAUGAGCUUCUUCUUCUUACAAAUGUAAAAUUGCAAUCGUUCUUCACUGCCUUCUGAACGCUAUCAUAUCUUUGCUUACAUAGGUGCUAAAGCACGUGCUAGCAUGCAUGCUAACAAUGCAACCGGUGGGUUCAAGAGUACGUCAUUAGAUUAGUCACAGAACAACAUUUGCAGAUUUUGGAACUGAGCGUGCACAUAAGGCGCGCCACAUUAUUAGGCUCCCUGUCUAUUUAGGAUAACAUUUAAGACUUCUAAGUGAAUGCUAUGGUCGUGAAAAUACGGUAUAUUGGGGGGGGGGGAAUGAGCAAAAUCCGCGAAUAUGCGGGGCCAAGAAUGGUGAACAGUGAAUGGGCAAGGGCACAUUGUACUUAGUGCAGGGUCUGGGCUUGUUUAAAGUGGAUGGAAUAUAUAAUUUAUAACGCAAAUUAUCUCAUCUGGACAAAAAUAUAUGUUGAACUGUACCAUAAAAUGCAUAACCUUUACCAUGUUUUUACCCCAAAAAAUGUGUUUAUGAAUUAAAGUCCGCAAACUUUGAUCUAGUUUCCCGUGUCUGAAAAAAGCGUGUGGAUGACCUCUGACAUCACUACAGGCAAACACAUUGUACAGCAGAUAGUUUCUCGUACAAGCAGAGGCAGAUCCAUCGCGCUGUACAAUGAACGGUCGGGUAGUCGCGUAUCUAUUUACUAAAUACACGGCGUUUGCAUAAUUUUAAAACAAGACCAAUAACUUUGUAUAUACACAUUCAGGAUAUCAAAGCCUUUACUAUUUAUCAGUUUAUGACUAACUAAACCAAACAAGAACUUCAUAAAUGCUUACCAGUCUUUGUUUCCGACACGAGGCAUAUCCUGCUCCCUGCGUGCUCGCCACUUUCUUCAUGGCCAGCCGUUUUGUCUCCAUUCGAACGUGUGUGUGCUGUCUAACUGGCUCAAAUUGAUCACCUUUUAUAAAGCUCAUAUUCUUCAACGUCUUUGUGGGAUCCUUCAGAAUAGUGUUCAACGCUUGAAAUAAUGGAAAAUUCAUCGUUGUUCUUACAUUGUAUUCCAAUGAUCACCAUUGUCGUCAGCGGUACUGUCGUCACGUUCCUACUCGGCUCUUUAUGCUUCGUUUCUGUCUUUUUCCCGAUGA